AUGGCCGCGAAGUCGGACGGCGGCGGCGGCGGCCCGGCCGUGCGGCUGGAGAGCCCGCAGGGCGGCGGCGAGAGGCGGGCAGGCGGCGCGGCCCCACCGACGCGGCGGUACCGGCUGCGGGACGGUUGCUGGGUGCUCUGCGCCCUCCUGGUCUGCUUCGCGGACGGCGCCUCGGACCUGUGGCUGGCGGCCCAUUACUACGUGCGGGGGCAGCGGUGGUGGUUCGGGCUGACGCUGCUCUUCGUGCUGCUGCCCUCGCUGGUGGUGCAGCUGCUCAGCUUCAGGUGGUUCGUCUACGACUUCGCCGCCAGCACCAAGGACAGCGCCGGCAGCACCAAGGACAGCGCCCGCGGCCCCCGCGGCUGCUGCCGCCUCUGCGUCUGGCUGCUGCAGGGCCUCAUCCACCUGCUGCAGCUGGGGCAGGUCUGGAGGUACCUCCGCACGCUGUACCUGGGGCUGCAGAGCCGGUGGCAGGCUGAGCACCGCCGCCGGCACUUCUACUGGCGGAUGAUGUUUGAGAGCGCGGACAUCAGCAUGCUGCGGCUGCUGGAGACCUUCCUGAAGAGUGCACCUCAGCUCGUGCUGCAGCUCAGCAUCAUGGUGCAGCAGAACAGCAUCGAGCCGUUGCAGGGGUUCUCGGCCUCGGCCUCGCUGGUCUCCCUGGCAUGGAUGAUUGCCUCCUACCAGAAGGUGCUGCGGGACUCGCGGGAGGACAAGAUGCCCAUGUCCUACAAGGGAGCUGUGGUGCAGAUCCUGUGGCACCUUUUCACCAUCGCCGCCCGUGCCAUUGCCUUCGCCCUCUUUGCCUCUGUGUUCCAGCUCUACUUCGGCAUUUUCAUUGUCACCCACUGGUGCAUCAUGACCUUCUGGAUCAUCCAGGGCGAGACAGACUUCUGCAUGUCCAAGUGGGAGGAGAUCAUCUACAACAUGGUGGUAGGCAUCAUCUACAUCUUCUGCUGGUUCAAUGUCAAGGAGGGACGGAGCCGCUACCGUAUGUGCAUCUACUACGUCAUCACGCUGUCGGAGAACGCUGCCCUCACCGUCCUCUGGUUCCUCUACUACGACCGCAAGACCACCUCCGACUUUGACGCCUUAAUCCUUGUCUGCGUGGUCAGCUCCAGCUUCGCCUUUGGCAUCUUCUUUAUGUUCAUCUACUACUGCCUCUUGCACCCCAAUGGCCCCAUGUUCGGCCCCCAUGCUGGGGGCUGCAUUUUCCGGCAGCGGCCGGCCCCGGCACCGGGGUCCCCCACAGACGCCAUCACCAGCCCCCCCCGCUCACUGCCGCGGACUACAGGGGGGGAGCGGGACGGGGCACCGGGGGAGCGGGACAGCUGCGUGCCCGUCUUCCAGGUGAGACCCUGCCCCCCGCCGGCACCGGCCGCCCGCGCCCCACGGACAGAGGGGCCCGUCAUCCGCAUUGACCUGCCCAGGAAGAAGUACCCGGCCUGGGACGCCCACUUCAUCGACCGGCGCCUGCGGAAGACCAUCCUGGCACUGGAGUACGCGUCACCCACCACCCCGCGCCUGCAGUACCGCACCCCCGGUGCCCCCCAGGAGGUGCUGGAGUAUGAGACCACCGUGUAGAGCGGGGGGCAGGGGCCAUGGCGGGGCCCUCCUGGUGCCAUCCUGGCCGCCCUGUGUCUUUGCAGCCAUUUGCCUUUCCGUUGGGUUUGCUGGUGCUGCUGUGCCACCACGCCGAGCGCCCCGCGGGCGGGGGCUGGGGAGGUCUCUUGGUGCUAUCCCCCCCGUGCCGCCCUCCCACAGCUGAGACCCCUAUCCCAUGCCACGGCGGCUGCCCCGGCUCCCCCCGGGGCUCGUCCUUGCCAAAAUACCUCACCGGUGCCUGAGCCCAAGGCGGUGGGUGCUGCAGCCCUGCAGCACUCGGCCAUGUCAGUGGUGCAGGAUGGGGACUGGGGGCGCCCCGGUCUUGGGCUGGCAGCUGAGAGGGACUUGGGGCACGGUGGGGCAUGGUGCGGCCCAGGUGGGCAGCACACAGUGACACGGGUGUCUGUGCCACAGCAGCGCCAUGGGGCUGGAGCGUGGCUGCACCGGGGUGUGUGUGGGGCUCAUCACCCCCAGGGAGCUGGGACAGGGAUAGCCAGGGUCCAGCCACCCCCCAUGUCUCCUGCUUCCCCCACACUCUGCAGCACGUCGCCGGGGGAGCACCUUCAUCUCCAUCCUCAGUCCCCCGGCUCAAGGUCGAGCCAUGUCCCCAACCUCACGGAGUCCCUGGUUCCCUGGGACCGCAGCCCCUGGCCCGGGGGGGGCCCUGUAGGUGGGCACAGACCCUGCUCCCCCUGCCUCCGAGCUGGGCCCCUGGCUCUGGCCGAGACAGCUGCAAGCCAUCAUCCCCCCUGUCCCCAUGGGAACCGCUUCAUCUCAUCGGGUUUAUUUUCACCUGAACGGUGGCAUUUUGUGUGACAUUUUCUACCUCCACUGCCUCCUCCUGCCUGCCCCUGCCUGCCCCUGCCUCCCCAGAGGAGUGGGGCUGCCUUGGGCUCCGGGUCUGAAUGUGUCCCUGGUCCUGCCCGGAUUCGUUGGCGUGCCCCCGCCUGAAGGGCUGUGCUGAAUGUACCCUGUCCCCCUGGGGCCAGGCAUGUCCCAAGCAUAUGUGUGUGUGCGUGUGUGUGUGCAGGGUGCUGGCAGGGGUUUGCAGGGCAGGGGAGCUGCUGGACCCCACAGCCAUGCACCACCCCGGCCCCUUGCCCCUGCACCCAUGGCCCCUGUGCCUUCCCCGUGCCCCUUGCACCCCCCACAACAGCCCUGCAGGGUCCCGGCCUCCAGCUGCCCCGUGCCACGGUGCCAAGCCCUGCCCCAGGCUGGGGAGCAUGGGCUGCCCCACCAUCCAGCCGUGCCACCAGGCACCGCAGCACCCCACGAGGCACCGUGCAGGCUGCAGGGAGGGCUGGUGUGGGGAGCCGCCCCUGGGAAUGGCUCUGGCUGCCACCCACUGGGCCGGGGCAUGGAGUCCCCAAGGGACGGCGUGGGUGCUGGGCCCCGUGGCACAGCCAGGAUGGGUGGGUGCACGGUGUCGGUGGCAUCACGUUGCUUUUUUUUUUCCCAUUUCUCUGUAGCUGGAAGGCCGAGGUGACAGCGGGCUGGGGCAGGCCAUUGCUGGGGUCACUGGUGCUAACUGGUGCUAACUGGAAGCCUCGGAAACUGUUUUGGAGUAGGGUGCAGAGCAUGGCUGGGGCUGGGCAGCAAGCCAGGCCGGCCGUGACCUGCACCCUUCCCUCUCUGCUGGUAACGGGCAGACCCCCGGCGGUGGGUGCUGAGCUGUGCCGGGGGCAGCACUGGGCAUGGGGUGGCUCUGCGGGGGGGGGUCUCUUCUCCUCAGGGAAGGUCGGGGGCAGCGGCGGGGGGAGCGGGGCCGGGGCUCACCCCUGCAGGCACCGAGCGGUGCCCUGGGGGCGGUGGCUCCUCACCGGGUCCUGCUCACAGAGCUGGGAAGCCACCAGGGAUGGGCUGCAUGCGGACCGGGGACCGGUGUGGGGCGGCAAUUCUGUUUCCCCCGGCCCCAUCCCCUCUCCCCAUUUCCCCCAAGGGCAGAGACGAGCCCCGAUCGGGGUGACCUGCACCACCCCCCCCAUGCCCUUCACCCCCGGGGUUUGCGUGGGGACCCCGGGGCCGCGCCGGCGGGACAGAGGGACACUUUUCUAUGCACUCAAGCCACGGUACCCUCAGCCCUGGGCUGCUCCGGGUGGGGAUCUCGGCAGCGGCAGGCGGCACCGAGCCUCUGCCUGCACCGUGCUGCCCUGCUUGGCAAGGGGGACCGGGCCGCGGGGGGGGGGGCACAGGGCGGCCGUGGGACCCGCUCCCAGCCCCGCAGCUCGGUCUCGUCCCUGCCGCAGGGGAAGCCAAACCCAGCGCCCCGGUGCCGGCGGCAGCACUGGGAUGGCGGCGCCUGCCCACUGGGACCGGGACCUGGGGCGCUGUGGGGUGGGGGCAGCUCUAGGGGAGCUCCCACUGGGGACGGCGGUCCUGGUCCCCAGGGGGGUGUCACCCCAGGGGUGGCAGCGGGGCCGCCCCGGCUUCAGGGAGCAGGGAGAGGUUUGGGCCGGGGCCGUUUGUUCCUGACGGGGGCUGCUGGGGGGCUGCGUCCCGGCGGGUCUUGGCCACCUCUCUGGUCCCACCCAGCACCGGGACCUGGCGGCCGCUGUCACGUACUGUAAAUACUCUGUGUGCCACCUUCUUCUCUGGGACCCUCGGCGUGGGCGGGGGUGAGCGGGAGGCCGGGGUCUGUACCGAGACUUUUUUGUAUACCACAAACUUUUUGUAUAUUUUUAAUUUUGC
Messenger RNA from Grus americana (Whooping crane), 4293 nucleotides. It is a transcript of the gene XKR7, whose product is annotated as XK related 7. Gene Ontology annotation, cellular component: plasma membrane. The record is from RefSeq and is a predicted model, not a curated record. NCBI's taxonomy places the organism in Eukaryota, Metazoa, Chordata, Aves, Gruiformes, Gruidae. The transcript has 3 exons. The coding region runs from base 1 to 1584 and encodes 527 amino acids. Gene Ontology annotation, biological process: phosphatidylserine exposure on apoptotic cell surface; engulfment of apoptotic cell; apoptotic process involved in development.